AUCAAUUGGAGCAUAAUGACAGAUUCCAAAUUUCCAGAGAGACACCCCCAGCUGCAAGCGGCUAUCGCUCAGCGUCCAUUCCCAGGCUUCCCCUUCGUCCCCGAAAACCGCGCAGCACGACGUCAGCACCUGGAUAGCCUGAAGCAUAUGCUUCCCGUGCCCGACCCGAUACCAGAGGUCAUUGAAGGUACCAUUCUGAUAGAAGCAGGAGAUGGGUACAAGAUUCCCACAAAGUAUUAUCGACCAGCUGCGAGCGGUGAGAAGAGGUCUCUAAUGGUGCUCUUCCAUGAAGGUGGAUGGGUCAUGGGCGAUGUUGUGGAUGAAGACUCCAACGCCAGACACUUUGCCAGAGACCUCGGCAUAGUCUGUCUCAACGUGGAGUACCGAUUGGCACCCGAACAUCCUUUCCCUAUCGGUGUUCUCGAUUGUUGGGAUGUUCUCAAGUGGGCUGCUGCGAAUGCUUCUCAGGUUGGGGCAGACCCUACCAAGGGCUUCAUGGUCGGCGGAUCGUCUGCUGGCUCAAACAUUGCAGCGGCAUUGGUUCAUGUUUCUAUCAAGGAGCAGUUACAACCUCCCAUCACCGGUCAAUGGCUUUGCGUGCCUUACCUUCUCCCGCCUGAGAUUGUGCCCGACAAGUACCGACAAGACUACACGAGCAUGUGGACCAACCGAUCUGACCCUGUACUGGGACCUCUUCUUGAGGGGCCACAAGGUUCCACGGCUGGAAGCUUCAUCGAAACACUACUCAAGGUAGACGUCCACUCACCUCUCUUUUCACCAUUUGCGAAAGAGUGGUAUCCGCCUACAGCUGGAACAAAGCACAAGCUACCCAAGACCUUCUUCCAGGUUGCAGGACUGGAUCCUCUUCGAGAUCAUGCCCAUAUCUAUAAGCGGGCUUUGGAAGAAGAGUGGGAGGCUCCCACCCGGCUUGAACUGUAUGAAGGGUAUGGGCACAUGUUCUGGACCAAUUGGCCUGAGCUGGACCGAUGUCAAGACUACUGGAGGGACAUGAUUAAAGGUAUUGAGUGGUUAUUAAAUGCCUAG
Fusarium falciforme is the source of this 1044-nucleotide messenger RNA. RefSeq names its product Abhydrolase-3 domain-containing protein. Gene Ontology annotation, molecular function: hydrolase activity. The transcript has a single exon. The record is from RefSeq and is a predicted model, not a curated record. Bases 16 to 1044 code for a protein of 342 amino acids. NCBI's taxonomy places the organism in Eukaryota, Fungi, Ascomycota, Sordariomycetes, Hypocreales, Nectriaceae.